This is a messenger RNA of Penicillium verhagenii, 873 nucleotides long. Its product is annotated as 3-hydroxyacyl-CoA dehydrogenase family protein. Gene Ontology annotation, biological process: fatty acid metabolic process. The transcript has a single exon. The coding region runs from base 1 to 873 and encodes 290 amino acids. The record is from RefSeq and is a predicted model, not a curated record. Gene Ontology annotation, molecular function: NAD+ binding; oxidoreductase activity, acting on the CH-OH group of donors, NAD or NADP as acceptor. Lineage: Eukaryota; Fungi; Ascomycota; Eurotiomycetes; Eurotiales; Aspergillaceae.
AUGGCCUGCGUCCCCUCCUCAUCCACCCCAUGGAAGAAACCUGACACAACCACCCGGCCCAUCGCCAUAAUCGGCGCCGGAGUAAUGGGCCGACGCAUCGCCAUGAUGUGGGCAGCAGCAGGCUACAACAUCGAGCUCUGCGAAAAAGCCACGCACAACCACACCGAAGCCCUAGAUUACAUCCGCAACAACCAAGACGCCCAGGCCAAGAAAAUGGGCACAAAGCCCGGCUCCGUGAAAAUCACCACGUGCCUCGACGAAGCCUGCAGCAACGCGUGGAUGGUCAUCGAGGCCGUGCCAGAGAAACUCGAGAUAAAAAUCGAAAUCCUGGGCUACAUUGAUGCGGCUGCGCCGGGCGACUGCGUCGUGACGACGAACUCGUCGUCGCUGCGCUCAUCGCAGAUGCUCGCGAACACGAAGCAUAAUUACCGCAUCUGUAAUGGGCACUAUUACAUGCCGCCGGAGCAGUGUUUCUACGAGGUUAUGUCGUGUGGGCAGACGGAUGAGGAGAUCCCGGGUUUCUUGAUGGAGAAGUCGAAAUCUGCGGGGUUCCAGCCUGUGCAUGCGAAGGAGGAGUCGACGGGCUUGGUGUUUAAUCGGAUUUGGGCGGGGAUUAAGCGGGAGGUUUUGCUUUGUAUGGCGGAUGGGGUUAGUGAUGCCAAGACUAUUGAUGCGAUGUUUAAGUCGUGGUUUGUGGCGCAGAAGGGUCCUUGUCAGAUGAUGGAUACGGUGGGGUUGGAUACUGUUUACAAUAUCGAGGUUGUGUACCAGCAGCAGCUUGGGUUGAAUCCGAAGGUCAAGGAUUGGUUGAAGGCUACCUAUGUUGAUAAGGGUAAUCUGGGUAAUAAGAGUGGGAAGGGGUUGUUGAGUUGA